Molecule: messenger RNA, 1023 nt
Organism: Plectropomus leopardus (leopard coralgrouper)
Lineage: Eukaryota; Metazoa; Chordata; Actinopteri; Perciformes; Serranidae
Source: RefSeq, a predicted model, not a curated record
GUCAUAUUUUGGUAUGUUACGCUGUUGGAUUAUUAGUAACAUGCAUUCGCCUCACAGACAGCAGCAGUACACCCAAACCAAAGGUGACGAAAUCCCAGCCUCGUACUCCUGCCUCAGAAGCACCCAGUGCCAAGAAGAUGAAGAAGACUGAAAGUGGUCACAGCAAUGGACAAACAAAGAUAAAGCCAACGUCUCAACUAAUGGAGCCGAGGAAUGACAAGACACUUCUGGACAUCUUCAGUGGGGUGAAGCUUUUCCUGCCUGUCUCAGUUCAGGACUUUGAUAAACUAAGGCGGUACUUUGUCGCAUACGACGGGGACCUUGUACCGGACUAUGAUGCCGCCUCAGCUACGCAUACGCUGGCUGAGCCGGAAGAGGACAGUAAGGCCCAGAGAGUGUCACCCAGCUGGAUCUGGGAAUGUAUCCGCAAGAGACGCGUCGUACCACCCUGUUAACAGAAAAACAAACAAAACACAUUUUAUACUCAGUGUUAACCGGUCCACAAACUAGUGCAAAUCACUGUUAACUUAACUUUAAAUACAUGUUAAACUUGGUUUUUUCUUUAUGGUUUGGACACAAAGCCAGAACAGACACUAUUUUAAAACAGAUUUGGAAAGAUUUCUGUGUCCAUCAGUGUAAUUUAAAACUGCUCUUAGGUUAUACUACUAGUGCACAAUUUGUUUUUGCCAUUUUCAGGUAAUUGGAAGAUUUUGAAUGCUAUCAAUAGCAUAGACAAUUUACUGGUGAGGUUUUAAUGAAAUAAGGCCUCUUAAAUGGGUGAAGAAUUAGUUAAAGCAACUAAACAUAACUACAUUUAGUCAUGAAAUACAUUUCACAAAGACAUCAUGUCAGUAAAAUCCCUGCAGUAAGACAUAUUUGCAGCAGAAUUGAAAGCUUUUAUCUGCAUUUGCAUUCAUUUACUGCCUUGAAAGGCAUUAAAUCCAAAUUUGUGACAUGAACUCAACCAAAUUUGUGUACCAUUGGGAAUACAAAAUAAGAAAUAAAAAUGAUUCAGUAACAUCA